AUGCUGGAUGCAAUUAAUCCUCCUACAUCGCCAUAUUCGGUAGAUAAUGAUAUCAUUGAUGAUUCAAGAGCAGCAACACCUAUUUUAUCAUCUCAAGCUGAUGAGAUUAUUCUUCCAUCAGAAGAUCCAGAAUCACCAACUAAUCCCAAUGCUCCUGGUAGUUCAUCAUCUACUGCCACAAAGACUAAUACCGGUGGCACUGCUACCACAACAAAAUCUUCUUCUUCUUCUUCUGCUUCUGGUGAUUUGGAAACAUCAGCACAAAAGAGACAUAAACCAGGUCCUGUAGCAGGUAAACGACCAAGUGCAGAAACAUUACAACGACGUAAAGAAGGAAGAAUUAAAGCUGCAGCAACAUUAGCACAAAAUUUAGCUAAAACUGGGAUUGGGAGAUUUGAAAAUGAAAAUGGAUUUAGUUUAACUAGUAUCAAACCAAUUCUGGUAAUUAAUCAAAAAAAUUAUUUCACCGAUUAUUUGAAAAAAGAUGAACAAGUUAGUUUUAUUAGAAAUUGGCGUCAAGAGAGGGCAUUACAACAAAAGAUGAAAAAACUCAAACAACAGCAACAAAAUAACAAUCAGCAGCAGCAACAACAACAACAACAACAAUUAGAUAAUGGCGAGAAAAAAGAAAUUAGGAAUUUCGAUGAUUUUAAUUUGAAUGAUAUUGAACUUGAAAUGAAAAAAGAAAUGGCUGUUGGUGGUGGUAGUGGUAGUGGUGGUGGUGCUACUACUGGUGGUGGUGGUGGUGAUGAUGAUGAAGAAGUCGAAGAUGAAGAAAAUGAAACAGAAGAAGUUCGACAAGAAAAGGCGAAAAUUGGAGAAGAUGUGAUAGUUUUACAACCAGGAUCAAGAUAUAUUAGAAUUGGUAAAGCUACUGAUGCAGUACCAUUAGUUAUUCCUAAUGUGAUUGCUGUGAAGAAAAAUAUCACCAAUAUAAUCAACCCACAAUAUGAUGAAGAUAGUGAGAUCAAAUAUCCCCGAAGAAAAUUAAAACAACCUAAAUCUAAUAGUAAUAAUAAGAAUGAUCAAAGAUCACGACAAGAAGAAGGGGAAGAAGGGGAAGAAGAAGAUUUGGAGUAUUAUAUUGAUGAAGAUUUUGAUGAACAAAAAGCAAUUGUCACCAAAGAUUUCCGAGCUAGAAUGAGGUAUUAUAAACGAAGAAUAUUACCUAAUUCACGAGAAACGGUAAUUAAUUUUAAUAAACGACAAGUAUCAGAGAAAAUUGAGGAUCAUAAUGAUCCUAAUAAAAAAGAAUGGAUUAAUCCUGAUAAACAAGAGAAUAAAAAUAAACGGUAUUAUGUUGGAGAAGAUGCAUUGAAUUUAGCAAUAAAUAGGAAUGGGCAUACAAAUGCUGAUUCACAAUGGAUUUUAAGAUAUCCCAUGAUUAAUGGUAAUUUCAACGAAAAUUCUUAUUAUUAUGAAUCAAGAGAAGAGAUUUUAGGAGAUAUUUGCAAUAUUAUAAUAGAUUCUCUUAAACAAUUGGAAAUUACCACUGAUGUUAAUAAAUAUAAAGUGAUGUUAUUGAUUCCUGAUUUAUAUGAUAAAGCAUACGUUGAAAUAUGGUGUCAAUUAUUAUUGAAAUUUAUUGGGUUUGGAAAAGUUGGAAUAAUUCAAGAAUCAAUAGCGACAACAUUUGGAGCCACUAUGUCAACAGCUUGUGUUGUUGAUGUAGGAGCACAAACCACGAAAAUUAGUUGUGUUGAUGAAGGAAUGAUUAUUAGUGAUUCAAGAAUUUUAUUGAAUUAUGGUGGAGAUAAUAUAACUGAAACAUUUGUUAAAUUAUUAAUUGAGGAUCAAUUCCCUUAUAGGAAUAUUAAUUUAAUUAAUGCUAUAGAUUGGGAAUUGGCACAAAAUUUAAAAGAGAAAUAUAUUACUUUCCAAGAUGCUGAUAUUGCUAUACAAUUAUAUGAAUUUUAUAAACGUAAACCAUUUGAAUCCACUGAAAAAUUCACAUUUAAAAUAUUUGAUGAAGUUAUGUUAGCUCCUAUGGGAUUAUUUUUCCCGAAAUUAUUUCAAAUCACUGCCAAUAAAUCAAAUCUUCAAAAUAAUAAUAAUAAUAAUAAUAAUCAUCAUCAUCAUCAUCAUCCAUCAAUACCAAGUUAUUAUACACUGAAGAAUCCAACGAGAUCAACAAUUGAGAAUUUAUUUAGUAAAUCAUUGGAUCAAUAUAAUAAUAAAUCAAAUAAUCCCAAGAGUAAAUCCCAAGAUCAAUUGAAACUGAAAAAUCAAUUGAAUUAUUGUGAUUUAACUGAUGAAGAUUUAUUAUUAAAAUUAAUUAAUCAAAAUGAUAAUGAAAAUGAAUCAACCGAGAAAGAUGAAGAUCAUCAUCAUCAUCAUCAACAUAAUCAUGGCCAAGUGAAUGGUACUACUACAACAGAUACUACAAACUCAAAAAAUAAUGAGGAUCAAUUAUUGUCUUCUAAUUUUGAUAUUGAAGAUGAAAGAUUAGUUGAUGUACCAUUAGAAAAGGCAAUUAUUGAAUCAAUUACUAAUGCAGGAUUAUCCAGUGAUUUAACUAAAUUAAAGAAAUUUUAUGAUAAUAUAAUUAUUGUUGGUGGUGGAUUAAGUAAAAUUAAUGGGUAUGAUUUAAUUUUAAAUGAUCGAUUAAAUAUUUGGCGACCAAGGAUUUUAUCAACUUCAGCAAUUGAUUUAGUUAUUAAAUAUUUAAAUGAAGAAGUUAAAAAGAAUUUAUUGAAAAAAGAGAAUUUAAUUGAAAUUGAACAAGAAAGAAUUAAACAAGAGAUGGAAUCAGCUACUAAUAAUAAUACCACUAACACUAACACUAACACUACCACCAACAACAACAAUAGUAAUAAUAAUAAUCAAGAAGAAACUACAACAGCACAAAAUAACAAUAACAAUAACAAUAACAAUGUCAAUGUUGGUGAGAUUGAAAUACCUGAUGAAAUUAUGGAUAGAAUCAAUAAUGAAACUGAAUUAAAAUUAGAUUUAGAUUAUAUUGAAGAAUUGAUUGAAGAAAAUGGUCAUUUUUUAACAAUGAAUAUUGUUCCAACACCAAGAGAAUUUGAUCCAUCAAUGGUUAAUUGGAAAGGUGGUAGUGUUUAUUCGAGAUUAAAAGUUGUUAAUGAAAUGUGGAUUACUCAAAAUGAUUGGGAUUUAUUGGGUAGUCGAAGUUUAUAUUACAAGAGUAUUUUCAACUAUUAA
Candida dubliniensis CD36 is the source of this 3165-nucleotide messenger RNA. RefSeq names its product Arp8p (gene ARP8). The coding region runs from base 1 to 3165 and encodes 1054 amino acids. The transcript has a single exon. The record is from RefSeq and is a predicted model, not a curated record. Gene Ontology annotation, cellular component: Ino80 complex. Lineage: Eukaryota; Fungi; Ascomycota; Pichiomycetes; Serinales; Debaryomycetaceae. Gene Ontology annotation, biological process: double-strand break repair; regulation of DNA-templated transcription.